Cydia splendana is the source of this 2520-nucleotide messenger RNA. RefSeq lists its product as uncharacterized. NCBI's taxonomy places the organism in Eukaryota, Metazoa, Arthropoda, Insecta, Lepidoptera, Tortricidae. The record is from RefSeq and is a predicted model, not a curated record. Gene Ontology annotation, molecular function: nucleic acid binding; zinc ion binding. The transcript has a single exon. The coding region runs from base 1 to 2520 and encodes 839 amino acids.
AUGGACAUUGAUGCUACGUGGAAUAAGGAUUUAGUUGAUCUGGAGGUGAAGGACUGUGACCUGAUGUCGCACUCCAACACCAACGACCUAGACUCGAAUACGGAAGAGUGCUCAGAGCUGGGCACUCUAAGACUGAGGGGUGGAGGAUCGCCAGAGAGGGACUGUAAGGGUCGGUUCGUUGGCAAGGGCAGACCGGGCCCUAAGACCUCCAAAGAAUCCAAGGAGACCACGGUGGUGUCGGCAAGGACAGUGUCUCCCUCAAAGAGCGAGGUACCGGAAGCCUUAACUAGAGAAGAAUCACAGAGUCGACCGGGGAGUCGGAGAUCGCUUCCGGACUUAAGGGUGAAUCUCUCUCGCUGCGAUGAGUCCCAAACUCCAGCUCCGUCUAGUAGCACAAAGAGGAAAGAGGCGGAAGCUCACGUGGGCGAUAAAGGUGUGGACAUUGAAUCCGAUACAGGGAGCAUGCUCAGUAUCCGCUCGGAGCCAGCUCCCGAUAACAAGCAUGGUGAUGGUGCCGAGUCUGACUCGGACAUGAGCUGUUAUUCACUAAGUGACACCGAAAGGAGGAGGAGGUUCUGGCGGAAGCGCGGUCGCGGCGGCUUGGGGUCAGACUCAGACGAGACCACUGAAAAGCGGUCUCAGUCGGCUUCAAAGCGAGGUCGCGGUCGGCCCCCAACCACGGGACAGUACGUUGGUCUCACCAAAGCCAAAGAAGAGUACAACCGCGCCAAAAGAGAAGAGAUGAGAUUGAGGGCAGAAGAAGAAGUGGCUGGCAUACAGCUGCCAUUUUUAAUUCGCAGUCAGACAAGCGGCCCAAGGCUGGCUGGCUCCGUCUCGCCCUGUGCGCAGGAUGUCCUCUCUGCGGCUGCGCUCUCCCAGCGCGUGCAGACAAGCCUGGACGCAAUAACAUUGGUUGCCAAAAAUUCCGGCAAUCUAAAAGGCACGUUUGUAAAGGCACUGAAGGACGCGGCAGUGUCUAUUAAAGAAACAUUCGAGUGCCUUUUAGAGCGCACUACUUCAGAGGAGACGAGGCAUCUGCAGGCCCAAAAUGAUAGCCUGCGCGCACAACUGACUGAAUUAAAAGCUGAGAUGACACAGCUGAGAGCAGAUUUCCGGGACCAAUUUAAGAGGCCGUCCCCAGCCCCACCUCUGCCCACAGAACAUCUGCAGCCAUCCGGCAGCUCCCGCAAGGAUACUGCAGGGUUCCCCAACACGGAAGAAAUGAUGCGCUCCAUGACGGCGCAGAUGGGGCUAAUGCUAGACGCGAGGUUAGGAGCUUUGGAGCUGGAGGGUAGGCUACUGCCGGCCCAACCAAUGCGGCCCCCGUUGGCUGCUGACCGGAGGCACCAGGCUCCUCACAGCCAGGAGUCCGAACCCGCUCCCAAACCCAAUCCAAAGGUACGGCGAGGUCCUCCAAAUCUCACAGAGGAGCCCCAGAAAGGGAAGAAGAGGAACAAGAAGAAGACGACCCUUGCAGCAGUCGAAGCCGCCGCGGUUCGCGGUGCCGCCAAACCUGCUCCUAGGGCUUUGCCUUCAGCCCCUAUAGCCACGGAUAAAGCGUGGAACAUAGCGGCUAAAGGAGGCAAGAAAAAGAAGGCGGGAAGGGGACCGCAGCAGAAGGGAAAGCUCGCAGCAAUUGGAGCAGCUACGUCACCACGGUCACAAAAGCAAGAGGCCAGCAAACUGCGCCCACCCCGCUCUACUGCUGUGGUCUUGUCCUUGCAGCCUGAGGCCGAAGAGAAGGGCAUCACUUAUAAAAGUGUUAUUGCAGCGGCCAAAACACAGGUUGACUUGUCUGAACUGGACAUUCAAUCUGUUCGGUUCAAAGUUGCAGCUACCGGCGCGCGACUACUGGAGGUACCGGGGGCCGCCAGCGGUCCAAAAGCAGAUAAAUUGGCUGAGAAACUUAGCCAGCUGUUCAGUCCUGAGGAAGUCAGAGUGUCUCGGCCUACAAAAUGUGUCGAAUUGCGCGUAUCUGGCCUAGAUGACUCGGUGACAUCAGAGGACAUCGCUGCGGCGAUUGUGCAAGCCGGUGACUGUGCGAUCCAGGAGGUCAAAGUGGGCGACAUAAAAUCGGAUCCCUGGAGCCUAGGUUCGGUAUGGGUUCGCUGUCCUAUCGCUGCAGCUAAAAAGGUGGCUGGAAAGGGAAGACUACUGGUUGGAUGGGUGUCGGCGCAUGUCAAGCUGCUGGAAGCGCGUGCCCAAAGAUGUUACCGGUGCUUGGAGCCGGGACACGUGAGGGCAAAAUGUCCUUCUGACAUAGAUAGGUCCCAACUGUGCUACCGUUGCGGCCAGGCGGGACACAAGGCGAAAGAAUGCUCGGCGGCGCCGCAUUGCAAUGUCUGUGCAACGUUGGGCAAAGAGGCGGGUCAUAGGGUAGGGAGCAAGAGCUGUUCUGCUCCACCCAAGAGAACGAAGACAAAGGCUGGCGAUGGCUCCCGGGUCUCCUCGCAGCCUGUCCACCCAUCCACUACUACUGUGGACGAGACUCAGGGGGUUUCAGAAAUGGACGCCAGUUAA